This is a messenger RNA of Notolabrus celidotus (New Zealand spotty), 1491 nucleotides long. RefSeq names its product transmembrane protein 147 (gene tmem147). The transcript is spliced from 8 exons. NCBI's taxonomy places the organism in Eukaryota, Metazoa, Chordata, Actinopteri, Labriformes, Labridae. The record is from RefSeq and is a predicted model, not a curated record. Bases 134 to 811 code for a protein of 225 amino acids.
GAAAAUGUCUAGUUCCUACCGGAGACUUUGUCGGAAGCAUUUCUGAGCUGGACCGAGGCUACUUCCGGUCUCAUUCAACUGGAGCACGACGCCUGUUUUUUAAAACGGCAGCUGAUUUCUGUGACCUGACAUCAUGACGCUGUUUCACUUUGGGAACUGCUUUGCUCUGGCGUAUUUCCCUUACUUCAUAACAUACAAGUGCAGCGGCCUUUCAGAGUACAACGCCUUUUGGAGAUGUGUCCAGGCAGGAGCAACGUACCUGUUCGUCCAGCUCUGUAAGAUGCUCUUUUUGGCUACAUUUUUCCCCACAUGGGAAGGAGGAGCUGGUAUUUAUGAUUUCGUUGGGGAAUUCAUGAAGGCAACAGUAGACCUGGCCGACCUGCUGGGUCUCCACCUCGUGAUGUCUCGUAACCCUGGUAAAGGAGAGUACAAGAUCAUGGUGGCUGCCAUGGGCUGGGCGACAGCAGAGCUUGUGAUGUCCAGGUGUCUCCCUCUGUGGGUGGGAGCCCGAGGGAUUGAGUUUGACUGGAAGUACAUCCAGAUGAGCUUCGACUCCAACAUUAGUUUGGUCCAUUAUAUCGCCAUGGCAGCAGUGGUGUGGAUGUUCACACGGUAUGACCUUCCUAAGACCUUCAGGCUUCCCGUCACAGUGCUGCUGGCUCUUUGUGUCUACAAGGCCUUCCUAAUGGAGUUGUUUGUCCAUGUCUUCCUUCUGGGCAGCUGGACCGUGCUGCUGGUGAAAGCCGUGCUGACCGGUGCCAUCUCUCUCUGCUCACUGUUUCUCUUUGUCACUCUGGUCCACAGCAACUAAGAAACACUCUGAGAAAAUCCUGCAUCAGUGUCUUUGGUCCUGACUGAACAUGUAAAUCCUGAAUGGACCUCUCAGUCUUCUUAUCACCUUAAAUCAUCAAAGACUGAUAAAGACUGCUUGUUGCUGUUUGGUAGUUGGACUGGUCUGGCGUACAAAGCGAGCUAGCAUACCGUCUACCAACUGAUGGGCUAACCAGUCCGUCUGGUUUGUUUGUCUCUACUCGGAGGAGUUGUGCAUCUGUAUGAUCAGACCUGCUAAGCUGUGAUGUUUUUUAAAGGGUGCAUUUUGUAUCAGUUUGACCACCGAUGAAUUUAAACUUUAGAAAUGACUUAUUAUCUUCUUUGAGUUGUCCACUGGGCCUGCGUGAAGACUUAGAUUAAAAAGUCACAUUUAUAUGUAACAGAUGACCGUGUUAGUACCUUGAUGAUUCAUUAUGUCGCCACAAAUUUAUCCAUUUAUUUAUAUCAAAUGAAUAAAACAAGUAGUUACAACAUCAGUGUAGCAAUAUGUUUUGUGUUAUUAAUAAAUAGUAAUAAAAGUUCAAAUGUUUAAUUUAAAAAUCUGAAAGCAGUCUUUGUUAUUAUUACGAGGACUUUCCAACAAGAUGACCACAUGGUGUUGAAGCGAAAGCCUCUGUGAUUCCUGAUGUUUGAUUAAUAAACAUGUUUGUUUUUUUGUUA